Molecule: messenger RNA, 8436 nt
Organism: Patiria miniata (bat star)
Lineage: Eukaryota; Metazoa; Echinodermata; Asteroidea; Valvatida; Asterinidae
Gene: ttc28
Product: tetratricopeptide repeat protein 28-like
Exons: 16
Coding region: 438-8318 (2626 amino acids)
Molecular function (GO): protein binding
Source: RefSeq, a predicted model, not a curated record
AUGAAGAGAAAAAUCACUCUUCAACCGCAAAAGCAAAUAUGUUUACAGUCCUACUCCUAGUACACUCAGACCGCCUCGUGUUGAUUCAGUCUUAGCUGCAAUCUAGCUGGCUUUGAUCCACGGUCUGAUUAGCAUGACAAACGACUCGGCCGUGCUCGUCAAAAGUCCAUGUCUAAACUGGAGUGCAUCAUGGCGACUCUACAAACUCUAUUGUUUCUGUGCUCUGAUCCUCUACGCAUCUCAUUCCACUGAAACCAGUCAACAAUGAGAAGUGGAGUUGUGUUAUUGCGUAUCGCUGUAGCAGCCAAGUUGUCCAUGGAAGUUUGCGAGUGGUAGGAUUUUGUGGAUAAAAAAGUUUAAUUAUGGCGGUAAUUCUAUCCCAUGGAGUCUGGUGGGGUAUGGUGCAUACAGUCAGCGUGGGGUAAUGUUACUGAGUCAUGGCUGCAGAGGAUAUGAAGAGUGGUACGGAGGGAUGUUGUUAUCCCACCAGAGAGGCUUCGGAAGGAGCAAGGAGUCAUGGGGAAGAUCAAGACGACUACUUGGCCAUCUUUAAGCCGUUUAUUGAGAAAGGAAAGGCCUACUACCGUCAAGGUACAGCUCUACAAUGCCUGGGUCGUCAUGCUGAUGCGUUAGCUGCCUUCUCCUCAGGUCUAGCACAAGACCCUAAGAGUCUUCAGCUACUUGCCGGAUUGGCUGAGGCCGCGCUCAAGUCACCACUCAAAGAUACAUUUGAACCCACCUAUCGGCAGCUGCAAUCUAUGAAACUAGACAAGAGUCCCUUUGUAAUCAUCUCUGUGAUUGGUCAGGAGUUACUUGCAGCCGGCUAUCAUGCUUCCUCAUUGGUUGUCUUAGAGUCCGCCCUCAAAAUUGGAACAUGCAGUCUGAAGCUGAGAGGAUCCGUCUUCUCCGCGCUAAGCAGCGCUCACUGGGGUUUAGCCAACACAGACAAGGCUGUGGCUUACAUGCAACAAGAUCUGGCCGUAGCCAAGUCAUUAGGUGAUCAAGUUGGUGAGUGUAGAGCCCAUGGUAAUCUAGGAGCAGCCUUCUUCUCUAAAGGCAACUACAGGGAAGCAUUGACACAUCACAGAUUCCAGUUAGUAUUGGCUAUGAAGCAGAAGGAUAGACACACGGCAGCAUCAGCACUCAGCAGCCUAGGCCAUGUGUAUUCAGCAAUUGGAGACUAUCCUAAUGCCCUGGCCAGCCACAAACAGUGUGUACUCCUAGCCAAGCAACUCAAUGACAAACACUUUGAGGCGCGAGAAGUUGGCAAUGUAGGAGCUGUCUAUCUGGCCCUGGGCGAGUUUGACAAUGCUCUGGAAUGCCACAAGGAGCAUCUGGAGAUCGCAAAGCAGUUGGACAAUCACAACGAGGAAGCUCGGGCUUACAGCAAUCUGGGCAGUGCUUAUCAUUACAAGAGCGACUAUGAGAAAGCGGCUGAGUUUCACGACAAGGUGCUGGUUAUUGCAAAGAAUUCACAGGAUCGAACUGUGGAGGCUAGGGCUUACGCCGGGCUGGGACAUGCAGCACGGUGUAGCGGAGACCUGGAAAAGUCUAAAUACUGCCACGAGCAACAGUUGAACAUUGCCCUGAGCACCAAGGAUAAAACAAUGGAAGGGAGAGCGUGCUCCAAUCUUGGUAUCAUCCAUCAGUCGCAGGGGCAGUUCGAAACCGCCCUCAAGCUUCAUAAAGCACACCUGAUGAUCGUAACGGAACUCAACGACCGUACGGGUCAGGGAAGGGCGUACGGUAACAUGGGUAAUGCUUACAGCGCCCUCGGACAACCCGAGCAGGCAGUCAAAUACCAUAAGCAGGAACUUGUGAUAUCCCGUGAGGUGAAUGACAGAGCUUCGGAAGCCUGUACGCAUGGAAACCUAGCUGUCGCUUAUCAGGCACUGGGAAUGCAUGAGAAGGCACAGGAGCAUUAUCUAAGCCAUUCCAAGAUCGCUGGUGAACUCAAAGACAAAGUCAGCGAAGCUCGUGCACUCAGCAACUUAGGAAACUAUCACAGUUCCCGGGGAGAGUUCAGACAGGCUUUGCCUUACUACGAGCAGUAUCUGAAACUCACAAGGGGUCUGAAUGACCCGUUAGGCCAAGGCAAGGCUUAUCAUAACUUGGGCUAUGCUCACUACUCACUGGGUAACUACAAAGAGGCUGUUCAUUUCUACGAGAAGGACUUGGUUCUGGCAAGAGACCAGAAGGAUAAAGUGAACUUGGGUAGGGCCUACUGCAAUCUUGGCCUGGCUUACAGAACGUUGGGCAAUUACAAACGAGCUAGUGAGUGCCAGAAGUGCUUUUUAACAAUCGCGCAUCACAUGAAGAAUGCUGGAGGCAAAUUCCGAGCUCUGGGUAACCUCGGCGAUAUAUGCAUGGCUCAGAAAGACACGGACGGCGCUAUUAAGUUUUACGAGCAGCAGCUGCAGCUGGCAAAGCAAGUCAGUAAUAAGACGCUAGAAGCAUGUGCGUAUGGUGCUCUUGGCUCAGCCUAUCGAAAGAUUAAGAUCUACGAUAAGGCUUUAGCGUAUCACACACAAGAGCUACAGUUGUGCGAGGAGAUGAACGAUUUGAAAGGUGAAUGUAAGGCUCACAGUCACCUGGGUGCUGUCCAUACGUCAUUAGGGAAAUACUUGGAUGCCUUCAAAUGUUACGAGGAGCAACUAAAACGUGCUAAUGAGCUUCGAGACAGUGCUCUUCAAGCUCAAGCUUUUGGAAACUUAGGCAUCUCCAAGAUGAACAUGAACCUCUUUGAGGAUGCUCUUGGAUACUUUGAGGAGCAACUUGCUACCUUGGAGCAGCUUGUUGGCAAUAGUGUCUUGAAUGACAGGGGACGGGCUUUUGGUAAUCUCGCAGAAUGCUAUGAAGCAUUAGGAGAUUAUGAUGAAGCUGUGAGGAACUAUGACCAAUACCUCGCCAUUGCGCAAAAAGUCAAGAAUGCCAAGGAACAGGAUAGGGCCUACCGUGGAUUGGGUAACGUGCACCGAGCCAUGGGCAAUCUACAGCAGGCCUUGUUUUGCUUUGAAAAGCGUCUGGUUGUAGCGCACGAGACUGAGGACGAGUCCACCCAGGCCUCAGCAUAUGGUGAGCUUGGCUGCCUGCACAGCAUCAUGGGGAACUUCGAACAAGCUAUCUCCUGCUUGGAGAACCAGUUGAAGAUUGCUCAAGAGAUGCGUGAUAAAUCAGGACAAGCAGAUGCAGCCUGCGGGCUUGGAGGUGUCUACCAGCAAAUGGGUGAAUAUGAAAAGGCCUUGGAGUUCCAUCAGAUGGAUCUGAACAUUGCAGAGGAGACUGAGAAUCUAUCCUGUCAGGGCAGAGCAUUUGGAAACCUCGGGGUGACUCAUGAGUCUCUUGGUAACUACCAAAAGGCUAUCAUGUACCAGGAGCAACAUCUCAGCAUCGCUGCUCAAGUCAAUGACCGAGUUGCCAAAGCUCUGGCGUACAGCAGUCUCGGCCGCGUCCACCACGCCCUGGGAAACUUCUCUCAAGCUGUAGCCUACCUGACCCAGGGCCUUCAGAUUGCUGAUCAGCUCGGCAGGAAGGAAGAUGAAGCUAAGAUCAGACAUCGUCUGGGUCUGGCUCAGUGGUCCAACGGAAAUUUAGAUGAGGCACAGCGGCAGCUCUACCGCGCAGCUGACCUCUUCGAGUCCAUCUGGAGGGAGACUCAAGUAGGAAGCGAGUACAAGAUCUCACUUCUGGAGUCUCAAUCAGCCUCCUACCAAUCACUACAGAAGGUCCUCGUUGCGAUGGACAGGCAAGAUGAAGCCUUAGCCGUAGCUGAGAGGAGUCGAACCAGAGCCUUUGUGGACCUUCUCCUUGGUCGACAAUCUGGAGAUGGUUCUGAUCCUGUUGAUGUGAUGGAUACUGUCCUGAUGACGGUUGAUGAGAUCUUGGAGCUAGUCAGUAUGCAGAAUGCUAAUGUGCUGUAUUACUCCAUAGCAUCUGGACAUCUAUACAGCUGGCUGAUCACACCAGCAGAUGGUAUUCUCAAGUUCCAUGAUUGCAAUCUGAAUCAGCUUGACAAGUCCAUGGAGGAAGACGAUGCAUCAACCUGCUCCGAGUCCACCCUGACAAACAGCGCCCUCAAUGUAACGACAUCAGCGCACCUCGACCAGUGCAUUAUGCAUGCCAGGGAGGCAUUAGGCGUGGACGCUCAGCACAGCACAUACCGCAGUGCCGGCGACAUCACCAGCGAGACAGAGAGUGAAGCGGAUGAGCUCCUACAGCAGCACCUGGAAGAGCUGAACGCCAAACUGAUUGUUGGUGGCAGCGGUGGGAUUGACAUCAACAACCAGCAUCUGAGACUCACUAACCGCAACCAUGCUGUCAACAGCAGUGCACGCAGCAUGGCCAGCAUGAUGAGUCAGCUUAGCCUGAACGGUAGCAUUAUGAGCAACUCGUCUUUAGUCAACGCUGUCUCGAGCAAGUCUGUCAAACAGAAGCAGCUGAAGUCUUGGUCAGGUAGACCACCACUGAGAGUCCUCUAUGACCUCCUUAUAGCUCCUAUGGAGGAUGUACUACCACAACCAAAUGGGCCCAAUACCCCUGCUACUGAUUUGGUAUUGGUAUUGGAAGGUGAUUUGUACCUAGUCCCGUUUCCAGUCCUGAAAGGUACCUCAAUGACAGAGUGUCUCCAGGAGAGGUUCAACCUGCGUGUUGUGCCGUCACUGAGGGCGCUCAACACUAAUCGUUACUGGGAACAACGCGCGACAUCCAACAGCGGCAUGGUCCCAGCGGUGGUGGUGGCCAAUCCUGAGAUGCCUCUCAGUGUGACAGAGAGAUGGGGAUGGGGUAAUCUGCCUAACGCUGAGCAGGAGGCUCAUCUGAUAUCAGAGAUCAUGGGAGUCACGCCCUUGACAGGCCCAUCAGCCACAAAGGAAGCUCUACGCAAGUCCAUCGCCAACGCCGAGUGUCUUCACUUUGCCACGUCGGUGUCUUGGAAACUCUCCGCUCUGAUUCUGUCACCUGGACAUAUACCACAGAAGAAGGGGCCACCAUCGCCUGUCAGACAGCGAAGCAUAUCACCUACCAAUGGAGAGUCUGGUGCCUUGGAGCAUCUAGACCUGACAGACAGCGAAGAGAGUGAUCUAGACAGUAACCCAGACACCCCAGCACUCUCCGAGUUCCUUCUAACGGCUGCAGACAUCCUAGACCUCCAACUGACUGCUAAGCUAGUCAUCCUGUCUUGCUAUGCCAGCGAGACACGCUCAGGCCGCAUCACAGCUGAUGGCAUCGUAGGCUUGGCCAGGGCCUUCCUGGCGGCCGGUGCCCAGAGUGUGUUGGUUCCCCUGUGGUAUGUCCCUGAGCCAGCUAAUAAGAUCUUCAUGAAGGGAUUGUAUGAGAGUCUCCUACUGGGCACCAAGGCGAGUGUGGCAGUUGGUAAUGCCAUGCGAAGUGUACAGGGGUUCAAGCAGUUUGCUCAUCCAUCCAAUUGGUCCGGCUUCAUGCUUCUUGGCUGUGACGUCAGAUUGAGUAAUAAGAGCGCCAUGUUUGGAAAUGCUAUCGGAGAUCUCCUGACUACGCCUACAAAGUGUCGAGAAGCACUCAGAGUGCUGCUACAUCUGAUUGAGAAGUCCCUUCAGCGCAUCCACCGUGGUCCCAAGAACCCCAUCUACACCACCCAGCAGAGCAUCUUAAAGAAGGUGGGACCUGUCCGUGGAUGGCAGGAGCUCCUGAAGGCCGUGGGUUUCCGCUUCGAGGAGCAGCCAGCUAAGGGUAUCCCUCCGUCGGUCUUCUUCCCGUUGUCUGAUCCUGGGGAGAGGUUGCUACAAGCUAGCGCGAGCCUGCAGGCGUUACUGGGUUUGUCUCAGAAUACACUGAUUGCUUUGUCUAAGCUGCUUUCAUUCUCCGAUGCUGCUCAAGAAAUCAUUAUCAUGCUCCAGCAAGUUGUGGCUAAGUACACACGAGACAGAGAGGGCGCUAUUCAGGUCCCUGUCAACGUGAAGCUGUGGAGAACACCGGGCUGUCAUGAGUUACUAGCUUCACUUGGUUUUGACUUGAUUGACGUAGGCAAGGAAGAGGUGCUACUAAUCACCGGCAAGCAAGUCAGUCGACGCAUGCUGCACUACACACUGCAAGCUCUGCUUGCAAUAUUCGAUCCCGCUGCUGCACCCAAAUCUCUACCAUUAGAGAGCUUCUCUUCCAUGGAGAGUCUCUGCUCCUCCCAGUCAGGAGCAUCCGGGAUGUCCCUCUCUGCCGUCUCCGCAUCCUCCCUCGUCUCCUGCCACUCACUGAAAUCCAACGCAGACAUGUCCCAGCCCGUCGAGAUCUCCCUUGGCAAGAGCCACAAGAGAGGAAAGCGACGCAACAAUCGGCAGUUUGGAGUGACGUCUACGCCCAUCUCUGCUGAGAUGACACGGAGCGGCUUUGCCUACUCUGGGCAGAACUCCUACGCCUCGUUAGUUGCUGUUGGGAUCUCGCCGGUUGCACGGAACACCCAGGGUGUCAGCCCUGCUCCUUCAUCUGGAUCUUCAGAAUCAAACCCACCAAUGUCAAGUCCCACCACCGUAGGACCAACUCUUGGAGGUGUCAGGAAUCAAACGCCUUCUCGUCAAGAGAUCCCAGAUGCAAGUCUCUUCUCAGCUGACGGCGAUCUGACAAUGGCUCCCGAGGUCCUGGCAUUGCUGAACAGUCUUAACAAUGACCCAGAUGAUACGAUGGUCCACCAAGACGGGUUUGUGAACUCCUCCAACAGGGAGAGUCCUCUCUUAUCAUCCUCGUCAUCCAGGACCAAGAGAUCUUCCAGUUCUCGAGAGUCACUCCUCGGAAGCCAGGACUCUCUCUCCAUGGGAAUGGUGAAUCCUGCUUUUGUGGAUGAUACAGUGGAGUUCAUAACGAGAUCCAUUCCCAUGUCAUCCUCAUCCAGUAUUGAUGUGAGAUACAACCGCGGUAGCAACGGUGUAAACAGCAACAACACUGAGCAUAAUAAACCCAGGAGGGAUUCGAACCAAUCACGAUCAAGAUCUGUGUCUCCAGGUGAUGUCUUCUUGCCUGAUACAACAUCUCCAAAGUGUAGCUUGUACGCAGGCUCUCCCAGACAAAGCCCUGCGAGAUUAGAACCAGGCGUUACAAGUCCUCCUAGAGGAGGCAGCCCAAGCGCUAAGCUAUUACGUCGCACUAGUCGCUCAUCACCAGCUCCGUCACACUCAGACCACGGAUCUGAAUCCAGAGGUACGCCAUCGCCUCACGAGGCCAUCGCCAUGAAGGUCCUGCAGGACACUAUUAAGCACAUGAGUGCCGUGGAAAGCAUGCAGAGGUUUACACGGAUGAAACAAGGAAGGCCACAGCCACCGAGCCAAACGGCUGAGGCUGUGGCUACAACACAGACUGAGACAUCCAAUGAACAAGGAACCAGAGGACCCUGGAAGGUUGUCGAUCGCAAGGAAAGUCCCGUGAGGGCACUGUUCACAAGUUCUACCACCGAAACCCCACCAGGACGCUCCCACCAAGUCUCUCAACAUCACCCUGAUCAGGGGUUCUCUAACAGAAGGCAGUCAAGCCCAACUGGUAGGAAGCAUUCAUCAGCUCAACCAAAACCAAGUACAAUGGUAAACGGUACCCGUGGAAGUAGCCCCCACCUUAACCACAAUACCCCACCUCCUCAGAGUACCACCAAUCGACUAGAAGCCAUCAACGCUCAGAGAAUCCGAUCCUUAAAAACUGGAAGCACACAAGAUGAAAGUUUUGAUGCUUCACGCCCAUCCCAAGGGUCAUAUAACAUUCCCAGAGAGAGAACGCCUUCCUCAAGCUCGACCUCCAACACAUCCACCUUGCCUCAUACCAGACCCAUCCAGUACAUCCCACCUUCUGACGACUACAAACCCCAAGUCAACUCCAAUCUGAACUCAUCCUAUUCCAAUUCUAAUCACGUCAAGUCGUACCCGGUAACAAACUCGGUGCCUCUUGAUGUGAGGCCCAAACCACACCCAAAGGGCAAUUCAGUCAGGACUUUUACCCCCGAUAGUCAGGAGCGAAUAUCAGCUAGCCAAUCGUCCGCUUACUAUCUGAACCGGCCGGAUAGUUCCCAGAGCUCCACUGGUAGCAUCUACUCCUCGACUUCCUCCAUUCCUAGUGUGAUUCACAUGCAGACUGCCAAUAGUCCCCACCAUGAGGGCACUGUUCACCCCCAGACAGCAAACCACAUCGGUCACAACCACACCAAUCAUGUCAAUCAGCAAACCUCCAAUCCCGGGGUUCAGCCAGCCAGUAAGGUACAAGGACAGCAGGUGAACGGUGGGAUAGGUGCUAAGGUACCUAGAAGCAGGGUAGCCAGCGGUGAGGGAACUCAGAAGGUCACUAAGAAGGUUUACCAUUCCUCGCCAUGUUGAGUGGGUUACAGAGUUGUAGUCGAGUCCAUCACAAGUCAAAUCUCAAACUGAUUCCAAUCUGUAGUCCAUCACAAGUCAAAUCUCAAACCAAUUGCAUGUCAAGUCACAAGCCAAAUUG